AUGAAAAUAUAUGUGAAAGGAAAAGAAGCAGAAGCCUCACAAUAAUCCAGGACUUCCUCACCAAUGUCCAGAGAAUACAGAAAAGCUUUCUGUCUGCUGCAGCACCUUCUCAGUUGGUUAGGAAGGCAGACAGGUAAUUCCAUGUAAUGAUUUGUGCUGGUGGAUCCUAUAUUACAGGAGUCAUUAUUAGUACUGUCCUCAGGGCUUGGAUUGGCAGGACAUUAAAUUGUAGACCAACAGGAAAAACAGCAUUCUAGCUGUGCUUAGGCAGAUUUGCCCUAAUGUGAAGUGCAAGAGAAUUUGUUUUAGACUCAUUCUGGAGGGUUUAUUUUAUUUUAUUUUGGGGUUUUUUACAAUUGCAUCAUGCUCUGCAGUCUCUUUUUUAAGGCAUGUGGAUUGUGUUAAUGUGUGUUUUUGAGAAAGUGGGGAAGAGAGAACCUAAGGGCCAUAAAAAGGCUAUAAAGAAGUGGGUGUGGAGAGUUUGGGGAUAAACAUAGAAGAGGGUGUUGGCAAUCCUAAUCUGAAUGCCAGAGCACACCACAGUAAAAGUUCAAGUGAUGACUUGUGGGGCAGACUAUAACUGAUCUUCCCAACUGUUCCUCCAAGAAAGAAGGUAAGGGGGCAUUUCAUAUUUUUGUCUUCUUUCCUAAUCUCCUCACCAGUGUUUCACUUCUUCUUUUCGCCCUUACUCUUUGGCCUUCUCAUUGAGGGAUUCAUAGUUCUACUUCUGACACUUUUUUUGUCUUAUAAACAUAGAGUGGUGUUUCUGUUGUAGAUGCUGGCAGGUUUACUAUUAUUUGCCAUGGGAUUUGAAAUCUCUCAGCAGGUGGAAACCAGUUUUCCAAAGGAAGGCCUUCACCCCCAAUUUGGAUGUGAGAGUUCAACACCCAAUUACUACUAUGUUGCGGGGAAAGUAGACAUGUAUCAGGUUUUAGACAUGUGGAUUUACUUGGCUGCUCUGCUAGGACUUUACUUCCUUCACCGAUGGUACAGGGAGAGACAGACUGUGGAGAAACUAACAGAGAAAUACAUCUUUAUCACUGGCUGUGACUCUGGAUUUGGGUACCAACUUGCCAGACAGCUGGAUGCCCGAGGCUUCCAGGUGUUGGCAGCCUGUCUCACCCAGAAAGGGACAGAGCAACUGGAAAAGUCCACAUCAGAGAGGCUGCAAACCACCUUUUUGGAUGUCACCAGUACAGAAAGUGUGGAAGCAGCAACUCAAUGGGUGAAAGGAUGUGUUGAGAACAAAGGGCUCUGGGGCUUAGUAAACAAUGCAGGUAUAGCUGUUCCUCAAGCUCCCAAUGAAUGGCUGAAGAAGGAUGAUUUUGCAAAACUAAUAAAUGUAAACUUGCUUGGUAUGAUUGAUGUGACGUUGCACAUGCUACCCUUGGUCAGAAAAGCCAGAGGGAGAGUGGUCAAUAUGUCCAGUGUGAACGGAAGACUGGUGGGCUCUGGAGCCUAUUCCAUAUCCAAGUAUGGUGUGGAAGCCUUCUCUGAUACCCUGAGGAGAGAGCUCCAUCCCUUUCAGGUCAAAGUCAGCAUUAUUGAACCCGGUGCUUUCACUACAACUAUUUUGAACACCAUGGAGGAGAACUUCCGGAAUACAUGGAGCAAGGUGCCUUCUGACAUCAAAGAAAUCUAUGGGCAGCAAUAUGUAGAGAGCUGCUGCAAGUUACACCAAAAUCUCUCAAAGGGAGCCAACACCAACCUCUGUCUAGUCACUGACUGCAUAGAACAUGCCCUGAUGUCCCUCUACCCUCGAACUCGCUACUCUGCAGGCUGGGAUGCAAAACUCUUCUUCAUUCCUCUGUCUUACAUGCCAACAGUUGUGUCAGACUAUGUUUUUGCUCACUUGAAGCCAAGGCCUGCACAGGCAGUGUAGAUAAUUUUGCAGAAAGACCAUUACAGGCAUUCAGUCAAGUCUACAAGCGGUGUGAAUAGAGGAAUCUCAGCAGCAAAAUGUCUCAAAGUGGUGUUUUGGUAUUUUUAAUAACUAUCUUAUCUUACCUUUGAUCUCUAAGCCACUGAGGUCAUUUGGCUGAGGUGAGGUCAACUUAAAUCUCUCAUACACCAUGAACAUCCUUCAGUGAAUCCACCUUCCAACAGACCAAGGAGUGAGAACAUGUUUGAUUUUGGAGAAUACUCAAGGAAAUAGGUUGCAUUACAGCAAUUGAAUCAGGCUACCUGAAAUACUUAGAGUAGAAGUCCAAGGAAAACAUGGAGAAGAAAUGGCUAUGCCAGGGUUUAAUUUGCCUGAAUAAUAUGCUCUGCUCCUCUCCAGCAACACUAUUUUUCUUCUAGAACAAACCAGCUUUUCCCAAAGACUCUUUACAGCUAUAACACAGAGAAUGGAUAUAGCACCUUACAGUGUAAGACAUUACCUGUAAUUGUUUAACCUAGGGAUAUGACUUGCCUAAAUACCCAAAAGGCACCAGAUGUCAUCUGAUCUUGGAAGCUAAUCAGGGCCAGCCCUGGUUAAUUCUU
Sceloporus undulatus (fence lizard) is the source of this 2484-nucleotide messenger RNA. Its product is annotated as retinol dehydrogenase 7-like. The transcript is spliced from 5 exons. The record is from RefSeq and is a predicted model, not a curated record. Lineage: Eukaryota; Metazoa; Chordata; Lepidosauria; Squamata; Phrynosomatidae. Bases 776 to 1882 code for a protein of 368 amino acids.